This is a messenger RNA of Capsella rubella, 1281 nucleotides long. RefSeq lists its product as uncharacterized. The transcript is spliced from 3 exons. Lineage: Eukaryota; Viridiplantae; Streptophyta; Magnoliopsida; Brassicales; Brassicaceae. The coding region runs from base 4 to 543 and encodes 179 amino acids. The record is from RefSeq and is a predicted model, not a curated record.
GUUAUGUUUUAUACACGAUGUAAUAUAUACGAUCUCUUUACCGCUAGAGCUUUUAAAAGAUAUAUACAGUUUUUGUUCAGUUCAGAAGCUGACUUGACUGCAGUACUUAGAAGAGGCCCUUGGGUGUUUAAUGACUGGUUUGUUGCUUUACAAAGGUGGGCAGAUUUUCCUAGGGAUGAUUUCCUUACUUUUAUUGACCUUUGGGUACAGGUAAGAGGUAUCCCUUUGCCUUAUGUAUCUGAAACAGUCGUUCGGUUCAUUGCUAAUACUCUUGGUGAAGUUGUUAAUCUGGAUUUCAAUGAAGAGACUACUACACAAAUUGAGUUUAUCAGAGUUCAGAUAAGAAUUGAAAUUACAGAUCGACUUCGGUUUUUUAGAAAGAUAUUCCAGUGGCUCCUGUUUGAGAAGAAGGAGGAGGCUCCAAUACUCACCACUUACAUGAAGAGAGUCAUUCAUAUCAAAGUUCUGAGUUAUCUUCAUACUCUCCUAUAUCCCAGCCACCGAGACCUUCUACUCCUGAGCCUAAUUUGGAGGAGUUUCUAGCUGCUAAUCCUUUCCAAAGUUUCCAGUCCUUAAGCUAUCCUCCGUGCAAGUCCCACCUGCCUUUAAUGUGUCUGAGGGAGUGAAAGCAAAAGGAACGUUUGAAAUAGGAGAGAACUCUAAACGAAAGAAAGGAAAGCAGAUUCAAGUAGAGCCUGCAAGAAAUACUCGUCAUUGUAGGAAGGAUCCGGGAGUGAGGUUCUAUUCGGUUGAUCAUGAGCCUACAUGAAAGUCUAGUAACAAGUUAACAAUCUCAGAGAUUAUCAGACUCUUCUCUCUGAGAUUUCACCUUUUGAGUUAAGUUUUCUUAGUUUGCUUAAACAAUAAUCUCCACCUUGUAGAAUAAGGUAGUGAGUCGUUGAUGCACCUUUUGGUGCCAUGGUUCUUGUUAUCGUGAUGAAGGAUAAAGGUCGUGGAAGAAAUUCAGAUAGACCUUUGGCUGAAAUUUUUUGAAGACAGUGAUAUGGUGUGUAAGACUCACUCAUAACACAAGCUUAUGAUGUAUGCUCUAAGUCCAGAUGCAAUGAUCUUCAUUGGAUGGUUGGUCUUAUUGUGCAAGAUAUGAGGAUGGUCUUACUUCAGUAUCAUGUAACUUGCAGGGGUAGUUCUACUUUAAAGUUGUUAUCUUUUAACGUUUGAUGUAAUAAGUACUUUGACUCUCCAAAAUGGUUUCUCCAUUGAUGGAAGCAGCUGUAGUUUGAUUAAUAUAUAAAAGAUGAACUUUUUGGGGAAAAAAAAAAA